Larimichthys crocea (large yellow croaker) is the source of this 5439-nucleotide messenger RNA. RefSeq names its product exocyst complex component 3-like 2a (gene exoc3l2a). The record is from RefSeq and is a predicted model, not a curated record. Gene Ontology annotation, biological process: exocyst localization; exocytosis. The transcript has 12 exons. NCBI's taxonomy places the organism in Eukaryota, Metazoa, Chordata, Actinopteri, Sciaenidae. Gene Ontology annotation, cellular component: exocyst. Bases 896 to 3742 code for a protein of 948 amino acids. Gene Ontology annotation, molecular function: SNARE binding.
CUUUAUUGAUACGACUUUAUUGGUUCCUUCAGCAGUAACAAUGCAAAGUGCAAAAUUUCCUCUCUGUGUCUCAGCGUUUCCUUGCUGCGCUGCAGUGGAUAGUAACACAAAGAAGAAGUUUUCGUGGUAAAAACGCCACUUGAUUUGGCUCUGCUAGUACUGAUAGUCAUAUAAGCUUAGCCUGAUAACUGAAAUUAGGAAAGGACAGAACAAUGAAUGUGGAUUUUGUUGGUUUUUACCACAAAAAAACAUUUAAAUGCAUAUAUAGGCUUGUGAAAACAACAAAAGUUAGUUUAGAGUUCUGAGAAAAUCUUCUUUACUCUUAAAGUUGGACUCAAAUUAAAUGUAUUUAAAUAUGUAUAUGUUUCAUUUACAGUAAAAUGUCCAAAAACCUGAACAUUUGUGAACAUUUGUCUUUGUAUAAUUCUCCUGUUUCCACUGUGUCGGUUGCAGUUUAACCUUUCUUAACCCACCGAACAUAAUUAUUUGUUUUAUGGAUUGUAAAAUAUUUAUACAAGGUCGUCGUUCAGCACGUGUAAACGCAGUAAUAUUUUGAAUACAUAUUUCCUUUUUGCUUAGCGAAGUGUAUUGCAUAACCAGCAUGAGAAAGGAUGUUUUUGUUUCGAGUUAUAUAAACUGUCCGAUGGCUGAUGUACGGCCAAAAAACACUUUUUCUACAUUUCACAAGUUCAAUUUUGAGUCACACAUUGUCGACCUAUGCACUGGGAGGAAAGAGUCGUGUGUUGUACAGGGUUUUAUCAUGUAUUAUGCAAGAUAUCCUGGCUAUUAAUUCUUUAUGAUAUCACUGCUGCCUUGUAUGGGUUGUGUUUUACCCCAAUUUUAAAUUACUAGAUAGUGUUAUUUGAAUAUUUUGAUUAAAGCUAACAUUGUUCUCAUGUUUCAGUUUAUUAAAAUCUCAAGUGCAACCAUGCCCAUCCUGAAGAAGCUCCCGGGAAGGUCCAAAAGCUGCCACGAGUUCCCCAGAGUGAACGGUGAACUCAUCCUGCCCCGGCUGGACUUGGACCUCAGGGACUUGAAUGAUCUCAAUGACCUGAAACUGAAUGACCUGUCGGAUCUGAACAAGAACCUGAACCCCUUUGAGGAUGUGGACCUGGAUGACGACGAGAGGAAUGGAGGUGACACGGGCCUCAUCAUGGGGGGCGGUGUCAGGGGUAACCUCCAGCUCAGAUCCACUCGAGAUGGUGAAGAGGAGGAAAAUGAGGUAAACGCAGAAAGACAUGGGGCAGGGAAUCCAAAAGGGAGGCCUCUUAAGGGAACCCUGGAGCGGAUCUGUGGAGUGUCACCCCUCAAAACCCUUGGAAAACUGGGGAAGGGUCUCCGCAUUUCGGGACGCAAUGUAUGGGGGAACAACUCUCCGAAUUACAGCCCUGGAGACUCAAACACUCUCCCACCAGAGAGGGAGAAAAGGAAAGGAAUACGCAGGGGCUCCGAAGGAAUUAUGACCCUGCUCCGCUUUACAGGUCGACGUAAGGAGGAGCGCCGAGAAAGCCUGCCCUGCGGAAACCUGUUCACAGAACCCGAGGCGGAGGCUUCCAGGCGGUCCUCCUUCCUCAGGAUGGUCAGUCUGGGCAAGCUGAAGAGGGAAUCCAUGUCAGACAAGGCGUCCCAAGAGGCCGAGGAGGAAACAGACGAGGAGGAGCCGGUGGUGAAAACCAGAGAGCCCCUCUCAGUAUUGGAGAUUCUACAGUUGGUCAACCAUAGGGAUCUUCUCCUGGCUGACACACACAUUCAGGAGCUGGAGCGAGAGUGUGAGCUGCUAUCUCACCUGCCGACUCCUCCCAACCUUACUCCGAACCUUUGCCCCAGCACCCCUCCUGGCAUGAUCCCCUUAUCAUCCUCAUCCUUGAAUGAUGAAUCUCUCAGCUCCAAUGCAACAUUGGACUCGAGCCGACGAAAGGCAAAGGAUGUGGAGCUCCUGUAUGAGGCCCUGCAGAGGGAGAUGUGGGAUGUAGUGCGUGAGUCCCUCAGACAGCCCAGUGCUGGUCCCAACCUUGGGCUGGUGGUGCUGGUGAUCCAACAGGAGGAGCAUGCUGAUGCUGCCUGGGCCCUGAGAGAGGAGAUCAAGCCAGAGCGAGAGAGCCCCCAAAUCCACGUCCAUCCCAGUCAGCGCCCCCGACGACUGAAGGCAAAGUGGAGGCAGGCUGUGGCGGAGGCUGCAGACUGGAGCCUGCCACAUCAGGUGGACACUCAGGCGGGCCAGCUGGCCUCAUACCUCGAGCGCCUGAGGAGUCGGAUGGUGGAUGACCUGGAUGCAGCAAGGAGGAAUGCUGUAUCCAUUUACCCAGAGGAGUUUGCUGCCUUCCAAGUGUAUGUGGAAAGUUACCAUCGAGCCGUGGCCAAACGUCUUCGAACAAUUACCAGCGGCCCACUGCAGAUCACAGACGUCUACUCACUACUCGACUGGUUCUACAACAUCUACAACAGGGAUGUUCUCGGAACCAUCGGCACAACCACACCAAUCAGCUAUGCUCCACUGGAACCCAUUCUGGCCCAAAACACAGUGGACAGGCUGGAACAAGACUGCAUCAGCAUUGUCAGGGAGAAGGUGACAACAGAGUUGGUUCAGAUUCUGGAUGAAGAGGAGAGGCGAUGGGCCCAAACUCUGCACAUAGAAGAGUAUCAGUCUCACCUGGCUCGCUCAGUCAUCCAGAGGGUGAAGGUGGACUUGGACAGAUCUACAUCUGUGAACCAGUUUCUAGGGGCGAGAGUGGCUCGCUGUAGUCUAAUUGGACUGGCUGACUUUCUCUACAAUUUCCAGAGGAAGGUGGAAAUGUUUCAUGAGACUCAAGCUGAAUUUGGAGACAGAGGGGACGGAUAUGUUUCGAGGACCAUAGCUCUGGUCAACUGUUGCCCUCCUCUCAGAUCCUUAGUGGAGCGCUGCAGGCAGUGUGAUCCACAAAGCAGCGAGGAGUCGGCACAGAGAGCCAACUCCUCCUUGGACAGGAUCAUCAACCAGUCAGUCAGGGUGCUGACCGACAGACUGUUUGAGCAUAUCAGGCCUUUCUUUGACAAACUGAUAAAGAGAAAGUGGCUGAACAACACGGAGGCCUUCGAGGCCAUUGAAGCCUGCAUCAAACAACACUUCAAGAAGUUCAGAAGGAUGGACUCUCCACCUUAUCAGACGCUGGUUGGCGAGGUGCACCGACGAGUCCUGGUGGAGUAUGUCCGAUCCAUCAUGCGGGGACGGGUCAUCUGUACAUCCUCAAAGAUGAGGAAGAGGAUGGCCUUCCGCCUGCAAGAUGAGGCCAAACAGCUGAAAGGACUCUUUAAGGAUCUGGAAUCAAGUUCAUCCUGGUUGGACAGCGUCAUCUGCCACCUCGCUGACAUCAUUCUCCUGGAGGACACUCCCUCCAUCCAAAUGGAAGUUGCAGUCCUGGUGAAAGAGUUUCCAGAUAUACGGAAGAAGCACGUCUCCACCCUGCUGAACGUUCGGGGGAUGAUGCGGCAGGCGGAGCGCCAGGAGAUCCUCAACAUUGUCAAAGACUUUGAAUGCAGCAAUGCCCUCAUGUGCAGGGACCACGCCCUCUUUUCCGACAUCCCCAUCACCUCGGAGGUGCACUGCAUCAGCCUGGGUUUCCUCCGCUUGGCCAUGACCGUCACCAACUGGUUCUCAGAGCACCGUCCGAGGCGAAACCACAGGGCAAGUGCCAGAAAUGCAUCAUCUCAACCUGCGGAGGGCCAGAAUGUGGAAGACGUAAAUAAACAUCACAGGGAAGACUAGCUGUCGGUGUUUGUGUUAGGAGAGCAGUCACAGACAUACUGUGAAGAUACUGAUGAGAUGUACAUGCACCUUGACCUAAAACUGAUUGUACCAAGUAUUAUUACCAGCCACUUAAAGAAACUUGACCUCAGGUACUCCUCGUACUGUACACGCUCACAGACUUAUCGGCAUUUCUCCAUCUCCAGAUGUGCAUUUUUAAUGGAAAUGUGAAACAGACUGUGUAUCAUGAUAGCUCACCGUGAUUUCUAGUAUUUUAAUGUUGAUCUACACAUCUACAGAAGUAAACAAAGUGGUAUCAAAUAUCCUCAAAAUGUAACUUCAGUCAGUUAUUCUCCGAUAUCAGAAACAUCUGCUAGCAGAUGCAAUGCAAUAUGAUGUUAUGCUGUUUAACAUGUAUUUACCCAACCAUAUAUAUACCCAUUCUCUGGUAUAUAGUCCAUAUGUAUGUGAGGAUAUAGUGUGUGGAAAUGUAAAUGUGUUGAACUCUCACUGUGAAUGAAAUGGAUCUGUUGCUGGAAACGUAAUAAAAACCCAUUGACUGGGUAGAUUAAACAGAUUUCAUAAUUCUGUACGUCAGGUGAAAAACACACCGUCACAGUUAUAUCAGCACUUAGAAUGGACGUCAUUGUGGUUUUCCGGCUACUUCUAACUUUAGGUGUUCUGGUCCCUGAACAUGGGAGUGUCAGACACUAAGUCUACAGUGAUUUUAAACAAUACAUACCAAAAGGCAGACGAGGUCCUGAGAGAGAACCAAUGCAGCCAGUACAUAUACAUACACAUUUUAUGCCUUAGUUGUUUAUCUUAAGGAUACGGCAGCUUUGUUCAGUAAACUGAAAGCUUGAAAUAUGGGGCUCCACCACGGCUACUACAUGACGCUCUGCCGGCAUACAACAAGAGGGGUCAUACACCCCGAGGCCAACAACGGGAUGUUUUUCGAUAAACGAAGAUUUCCUGUUGUCCACCGAGGUGCCAACGGAUGCUUUUAUUGGAGCCAAGUUUACGUUAUGUGCUAGGAGGGAACUUCCUCCUCUGCCGUCCAGAGUGAAGGUGCAAGCGGCCACGGAGCUUUUUCAUGUCCGAGCUGCUCGUGGGCUUCUCAAAACAAAGUCAGCCAGCCUCAGCAGGGGUCAUUCUACACGCUGACCUUUGUGAGAAUCUGAACUUAAAUGACCAGCUGGCUGAAAUGUAGAAAUAACUCCUGAGGUCUGUUGUCGAGCUGUUGAAUUUUACAGCUGUUUUUUUUUGGAUACACUGACACACAUUUAUCCAAAAAUCGUGGAAGUCUUGUCAGGUGUUUGGACAUCUCAUCAUCUCCGCAUGCCAGCGAGGCCACAUUUAAAUUUAAAUUUUCUACCAUCAUCUGGCAAACUUGAAUUAUACAUCUAACAUCUAACAUAUUUUAGUACUAAACUGAUUUAUUUUGACUUUUAUCACACCUAAAUCACAGCCACAUCCAGAUCAUUUAACAACAUGUAUUUAUUUAGUGAAUGCUGCUGUAUGGAGGGUGUCUGAUCCUCUGUUUUUUUUUUGUCUUUGGAGAGGUCAAGCUGAUUGAAUGAUGUGUUCCAUUGUUUGCUCCUCUCCACAAGCACGCAGUGGGCUUGGACCGCUGCCCCUCCUGUGGAGACUGGCCAAGCAGGGUCUGUGACCGGUCCUAAAUCUGUAUUAACCUCAUUAAAGGAAUAAAAAGUGUUAAA